Molecule: messenger RNA, 2824 nt
Organism: Homarus americanus (American lobster)
Lineage: Eukaryota; Metazoa; Arthropoda; Malacostraca; Decapoda; Nephropidae
Gene: APP-BP1
Product: NEDD8-activating enzyme E1 regulatory subunit-like
Exons: 9
Coding region: 202-1812 (536 amino acids)
Biological process (GO): protein neddylation
Cellular component (GO): cytoplasm
Molecular function (GO): NEDD8 activating enzyme activity
Source: RefSeq, a predicted model, not a curated record
AUGGUGACGACGACAUAAGUUCACAACAGCCACAAAAUUCAUACAUUACUGAUUCCAUGAAAUACUCCCGACAUAUAUUUUAACAAGACUAUUCCUUAUAACAACCUACCAACUUUUAUAUUAAGAAAAGAGGAUAAGAGAAGUGAACAAAUUGAAUGUUUAUUUGUGUGCGGACCUCAGACUUCAGCUCACCGUUCAACCAUGGAGUCAUCUGGUACUCCAUCAUGUGAACAAAGUGAUAAAUCAAAGCGAUAUGACCGUCAGUUGAGAUUAUGGGGUGACCAUGGGCAAACAUCUUUAGAAAAUGGUCAUGUUUGUCUUAUUAAUGCCAGUGCAGCAGGAACAGAAACACUGAAAUCAUUAGUUUUGCCAGGAGUAGGAGCAGUCACCAUUGUUGAUGAUGCAAAGGUCACACCAACCGAUGUUGGCAACAACUUUUUUGUGGAUAGUGAUAGUGUUGGACGACCACGAGGAGAAGUGGCGCUACGUCUCUUACUAGAGCUGAAUCUUGAAGUUCGGGGGACGUUUGUUGACCAACCUCUGCAGGAGAUUCUAGACAAUCAGCCAGAUUUCUUUGUCCCGUUUACCUGUGUUAUUGUUACCUGCUUGCCAGAAUGUACACUCUUGAUGCUCUCCAAAGUGUUGUGGGAAGCAAGCAUUCCUUUGGUGGUUAUUCGCAGCUAUGGCAUGAUAGGUUACAUCAGAGUGCAGAUUGAAGAACAUGCAAUUGUUGAGAGUCACCCUGACAAUGAGAUGCCUGACCUGCGAUUGGACAGACCCUUCUCUGCAUUGCAAAAAUAUAUGGAUAGCCUUGACCUUGAUUCUAUGGACUCCAAGGAACAUUCUCACGUACCUUACGUCGUCAUUCUUUAUAAGCAUUUACAGAUUUGGAACCAACAGCACGGAGGACCACCCAAAAAUUAUAAAGAAAGAAAAGCAUUUAUCGAGCUUUGUAAAACAGGUAUGAGAGAAAAGGAGAAUAGUGAGAUUGAAGAAAACUUUGAGGAAGCAGUAAAGGCAGUGAACACCUCCUUAUUGCCUACAUCGAUACCAUCUGGAGUACAGUCCAUCCUGAAUGAGGCAGCCUCUAUCACACCAAGUCCUACAACUAAACCCUUUUGGAUAAUGGCCCGAGCCCUUCAUGAAUUUGUUACUUCAGAGGGUCGCGGAGCUUUACCAGUGAGGGGAACUAUACCAGACAUGACCGCAGACUCUGAGAAAUAUAUCAAGAUCCAAAAUCUGUAUCGUGAGCAGGCGGCACAGGAUGCUGACUGGGUGUUAAGAAGAGUGCAGGAACUUAGUCAACAGUUGGGUCCAAGAAAGAUUGUGACAUCACUAGAGAGUGAUAUAAAAAACUUUUGUAAGAAUGCUCAUGCCUUACGAGUCAUUAAGGGUAAAUCCAUUGCGGAGGAAUAUAAAGGAAGCAUCAACCUUGGUGAAAUUGGUGCACACUUAGAGAACCCCGAGAGUGAGCUGGUCUGGUACGUUAUGCUCCGAGCUGUAGAUCAGUUCCACUCUGAGUUUCGAGCCUAUCCUGGCUAUUUUCAGGAUCAGGUGGAAACUGACAUUGUUAGAUUGAAGGUUUGUGUGAAUAGGUUAUUAGCAGAUUGGGGUUGUGGUCCCAUUGUCAAAGAUGACUUCAUCCACGAGAUGUGUCGGUAUGGAGCAGCAGAGGUACAUUCAGUAGCUGCAUAUAUUGGUGGAUGUGCAGCCCAUGAAGUCAUAAAGAUAAUUACUAGCCAGUAUGUUCCCAUCAACAACACACACAUUUACAAUGCCAUAACUGCAACUUCAGAAACUUUUAUGCUGUGAUUAUGGUGUGUUGGAUAGCUAGCAAUAAUGAGUCAUGUUAUCAUGUCUCAAACAAAAUAUAUUUAGUAAAAUAUUUACCAUUAUGAAGAUAUUAAUAAAGAAAAUAUGACCAUGUCACAUUGAAAUUGGUAAUAGAAAAAUAAUAUCUUUGCUAGAGUUGUAAUUCAAAAUGAAAAGUUCAACAUCAGAUCCACUUUUUGUGUUGUACUGUACCUUUUUUAUCAGCAAAAAUUGGAGGGAGAUUUUAGCGAACAAAAGAAAUCUAUAAUAUGUUAUGUAUUGGGAAAAAUUAAUGCAGUAUAAAACAAACUUAUACCAAUUCUGUGAUAACUUCAGAAUCAUGUAAUUAAGUCGUGUUAUGGGUGGUUUUGGUGCAUCACAUUUGGCAGUUUUGUUUUCUCCAAGUGCACAAGGUUGGGAAUAAUUCCAUAAAAAUUGCUUGGACACAGGUUAAGUUAUGAAUAUUUCAUGAAUGCAAAGUUUCCUCUGGAACCAAAUUAUUUAAGUGCCUAGAUUAAGGAGGUCAGUUACUUAGCAUGAUGUUUUCCUUUGUAAUAUUGAACUAGCUGUUUAGAUUUUUUACAAAUUCCACAAAUGUUUUACAAUAUUCCCUAUGCACAUGGAAUUCUUGAUCUGAAUAUAAUGAGUAUAGAUGGAGUAUACAGUACAUUACUUUGUGAUCGCAAAUUUUUGUGGUUAUAUCCAUUUUAAUAUGUGAAUUAAGAAAAUGUGUUUAGCUCUCAUGUAAAAAAAAAUAUGGUUUAAAAAUCCUCAGUGACAUGAUUUUGUAAAAACAAUAUUUUAACUUUGAAGGUACAGUACAGUAUAUGAAUAUGUAAAUACAGAAAUAUUUAAAAUAUCUGGAAGUAAAGAUACUCAAUGUUAAUUUAAUGUUUUUCUGUUCAUGUCACGCACACUUUAGGCCACUUCCUUUAUAAAUAGAUUUUAGGAUCACCAGAUUUGUAUAUCUGUUAUAAAAUACUGUAUCUAAUUCAAUAAAUCUGACAACACA